This is a messenger RNA of Spea bombifrons (plains spadefoot toad), 1366 nucleotides long. It is a transcript of the gene SLC35H1, whose product is annotated as solute carrier family 35 member C2. The transcript has 10 exons. The coding region runs from base 287 to 1342 and encodes 351 amino acids. Gene Ontology annotation, molecular function: antiporter activity. Gene Ontology annotation, cellular component: endoplasmic reticulum-Golgi intermediate compartment; cis-Golgi network; Golgi apparatus. The record is from RefSeq and is a predicted model, not a curated record. Lineage: Eukaryota; Metazoa; Chordata; Amphibia; Anura; Pelobatidae. Gene Ontology annotation, biological process: UDP-glucose transmembrane transport.
CUGAGCAGAAAAGUGCUCUGUUGUGUCACAAAGCAUUCAUAGUGCGGAAUCACGGGUGCAGUGUGGCCAUACUAUGUGUGGCAAAUAAACUUCCCACAUCAUACAUUCAUAAAAUCGAAUUAAGUCAACAUUCCGUUCCAGCCCAGUGAGCUGAUUGGAUAAUACAGAAAGAUUAAUGAGUGCCCGCUGUUAUGUAUCAUUUUAUUAUUAGCCGCAUGGGAUUCCUGCCGAGCCUCCCGCCAGCUGUCAGAUCUGGAACGCCGUAGGAGGUUGGCGUGAUUUGGUGAUGGGGUUCCACUACUGUGCCGUCUUAUGGAAGAUUCUUCUCACCGUGGGACUGGUCGCCUUCUACUACAGCUUCUCUAUCGGGAUCACUUUCUACAACAAAUGGCUUCUCAAGAGAUUCCAUCUCCCUCUGUUCAUGACUCUCGUCCAUCUCCUGAUGAUCUUCCUGUUGUCGGCCCUCAGCAGGGAACUGAUGGCGUGUUACAGCGGCCGCGCAAGGGUCACCCUGACAUGGUCCGACUACCUCAAAAAAGUGGCCCCCACAGCUUUGGCCACAGCCCUGGACAUUGGACUUUCCAACUGGAGCUUCUUGUACAUCACUGUGUCUCUGUACACCAUGACAAAGUCUUCAGCUGUCCUCUUCAUCCUGUUCUUCUCCCUGUUGUUUAAGCUGGAGGAACCGAGACCCGGACUAAUCCUAGUGGUCCUGCUGAUAUCAGGAGGACUCUUCAUGUUCACGUUCAAGUCAACGCAGUUUGACACCAGGGGUUUCUUACUAGUUCUAGCUGCUUCUUGCCUUGGUGGUGUCAGGUGGACCCUCACCCAGAUCAUCAUGCAGAAGGCAGAGCUUGGUUUGCAGAACCCAAUAGAUACGAUGUACCACUUGCAGCCGGUCAUGUUCCUCAGCCUUUUCCCUCUAUUCGUUGGCAUUGAAGGUCUUCAUGUGUCGACAUCAGAGCAGCUGUUUCGUUACCACGAUGUUAAUCGACUGCUGGUUCUUCUGAGUGCUCUCUGUGCCGGGGGAUUGCUUGCAUUUGGACUGGGAUACUCAGAGUUCCUCUUAGUGUCCAGGACAUCAAGUCUUACCCUUUCCAUCGCGGGCAUAUUUAAGGAGCUCUGUAUUUUGCUGUUGGCGACACAGUUACUGGGCGAUGAGAUGAGUCUUCUGAAUUGGUUGGGCUUUGCAGUCUGCGUUUUGGGUAUUGGUCUUCAUAUUGCUCUAAAGACAAGUCAUGCCAGAGCAGUAGACAACCACAAGCCACAUCGAGUUGGGCUAAGCACAGAUACGGAGCUGCUGUUGAUGGGACGUGAUGAUGAAGAAGAGGAAGAGACAUGACUGUUGUAGUAGAAAGUAAAAGAA